AUGUUAUCAUCAAAAUAUUUCCUGAAAAUUGCACUAUUGUGUUUGCUUUUCGACAAUCUAGCGAGUGCACAAGAUCCUCCUAAAGACCUUUACAAAGCAGAAUCUAUCUUAGAUGGUCAUAUAGACGUAAAUCUUUGUCAUUGGCUCUUAGAGUACCAUUUUACUUGGGCAUGUUUGUCAUAUCUUGCGGUAAAUCGCACCACAAUACCUGAUCCAGCUUGUAAAAGCUUUGCUGCUAUAUCAACGGCACUUACACUCUUUCAUAGGCUAACGGUCGCUAGCAUUUCUAUAAUUACUUAUCUCAGACAAAAAAUUUGUGAUACUGGUAUAUAUGAUUGGAAAAUAUUUUUACCAGUGAUUACCAUAUCAUCGAUAGUUUCAAUUAUUGCUUUGGAUUCUUACGGUCCUGUCACAUUUUGGUGUGCUGCAAAAACAGAUACAAUAAUCACUCCUAUUGCUUCAAUUUGUACAACUUUCAUUGUACUCUCCAUAUGCUUGUUCUGUUAUAUUCAAACUAUUCAAGCCAUACGUUCUAUUAAAAAACAACACUUAGCAAUUAUAAAGAGAAGUGUAGGUAAUAAACCUGAUAAUUCAACAUCUGUCAUAAGUGAGGUUGAAAUGAAAGUCUCUAUAAAGGUUUCGGGGUAUAUACUUGUAUUUAUAUUACAAUGGAUUCCCAGCGUGCCAUAUGAUAUAUAUUCAUUCCUUGGACGUACCCACCCUUGGGUCUAUUGCAUGGUUAUUGUGUCAGUUUGUAUGGGAAGCGUUGGAAAUGCAAUAUUUUAUGUAAUAAAUGAAGGUUGGAAUCGCUAUGGAAGUAGUAAUUUUUCAUCCUCAGAUCAAGCCACACUUGAGAAUGCGAAUAGUUCAAAAGAUGGUAGCGAUGGCCCUCUUACGAUCACAUGUUCGAUCGACUAUCGGUUAAUCGAACGAAAGUAUGAGGUAAUGCGAGUAAUGAGUUAUGAGGUUAUUGAUUGUAGUAUAAUUAAUAGGAUAGUCUAUUAG
Messenger RNA from Cetraspora pellucida, 1005 nucleotides. Lineage: Eukaryota; Fungi; Glomeromycota; Glomeromycetes; Diversisporales; Gigasporaceae. The record is from the annotation of a GenBank genome assembly.